AUGAAGGUGAUCAUUUUCACUCUUUUUAUUUGCCCAUUAAUUCGGGGCGAUCUCGAGCAUAUCAAAGAAAUCGGUUUUAAAUUUUGGCUUGAACCGGGUAUUCAAGAAUGUUAUCAUGAACUAUUAGAAAAAGAUUCCCGAAUCUAUUUCAUGUAUGAAAUCUUGAAUGCUAAUACGCCUGAUGAUCGUAUCGUCGCCUUUUUUCGAAAUGCAUACAAUGGAAGUGUGCUUGCUCUAUCUCGAACACCCCAACGAGGUCAUUUAGAUUUGACUAUCAAUGAAACAACGUUGAUCGAUAUCUGUAUGGAUCAUGAAACUACAGACCAUUAUGGAAAGUACAUGUCUGUCUUCCUUCAUGUUUAUCAAGUUGAUAAAGUAUUAGAAAAGAUCAAAGAGAUUGAACAUUUCGAUAAUGUCUCGAGUGCUGCUCGUAAUGCAAUUAGAUCAAUCACGCAUCAUAUAAUGGUCUCCCGCGAGCAUCAAAUCGAACUUGAAAUGCUGAAUCAGAAAGAUUUGUAUCUACUAGAAGAAACCUUCUUUUGGAUCAAUCGAUGGGCAUCCGUCCACAUUCUCAUCAUUUUCGAAAUACAAAUGCCUGGGCAUGAAGGACAACUGAAACUAGAACAAUGUUUACAGGAGAUUAUAUCGCUACUCAGUGCGGCUAUAAAUAAACUCAAGCCAGUACCUUCUUCGCAAGUAGAUGCCACUUCCGAUGGCCAUUCGACAAACUCUGCGUUGGAUAUGAAUACUCAUUCAUUCUCGUUGGAUGCGUUAGAGCAGGAUGUGAUGCAACAACUACAAACCGACAUAGAAGAAAUUUUGAAAAAAAAAGAUAUUCCUCGUUGGUUGGACAACUGUAAAAAUUACCUGUUGAAUUUCUUAUACGAAUUUGAUUAUAACAAUGAAAACCAUCAAUUUAAUAGUUCUUUCAAUGUCAGUACAAUCGAUUCAUUUCUAUACGAAGCACAAGGUGUGUUUCAUUCGUUAAAAAGUUUCCAAGCAGCAUGGGAUGGAAAACUUGAACAAGUAAAAAGUUUUCUUGAAAAAUAUCCGAAUUUCAAGGACAAAUCCGGUCUUUUCGGUACAACACUGUUAUAUUCAGCUGCGCGAAACAAUCAUAUGCAUGUAGUGAAGUAUCUGAUCGAAGACGGACGAUGUUCAGUGAACGCACAAAACCAACAACACAUUGCACGAGCGCUGCCAGGUGCCACAACAUUUUCUACUGAGGAUUGCUCUGCGAAUCCUACGGCGGGUUCAACAGCAUUGCAUGGCGCUUGCUUUCAAGGACAUUUACAAAUAGUGAAGUAUUUAGUUGAACACAAGGCGAAUUAUUAUCUUUUAAACCAUGCUUGUGAAACACCCAUCAUGAAUGCCCGUAGUCGAGAGAAUAUCUUGAAAUUUUUUAAUGAUUAUUUAGUUCUUGGCUAUUCGCUACAGACAAUUGAUUUACCCGAAAAACCUAUUGAUGACGAUGCAAUACGAAUUGUCGACUGCUUUUGGGAAUACAAACCAUGUGCCGACAAAAACUGGUAUAAAUUCAGUGCGCCCGAAGCUGGUACAUUACAGAGGGCUCUGACAAUCGAAUCUGAAGAGAAAUUCAAACAAGAAAUUCAUCUGGUUGUCAGCAAAGGCGUUUAUAGUGUUUCGAUGAUUAAGUUUUUACGUUCCGGUAAAGAUCAAGACUACAAACAGAACUUAGCGUGGGUUCGUUGUCGGGGCUCGUCAAUAUUAAACUUUGGCUGCUAUGCCGUUUGGCAAAUCAUGUUUCUUCAACAUCCGCAGGGCAAAUCUGGCUCCACUCUAGACAUGUGGCCAAUACCGAUUCUAUAUGACAGCACUUUUGUCCUUCAUUUGAGUUCAUGGUAUUAUUGUGAUGCGCGGACAAGCGAUCAGCUGGAAAAGACGAUGAGUUUUCGACGAAAAGAAGUUACUUUGAAAUUACCCCUGUAUGACCAAGAUGAAGUAACAUUUAAUCUUCAAACGUUUGCAUUUGCCAAUAGUGAAAAUACCAUUCGAGGGUAUAUUCGGUGGAUACCAAAAAUGAUCUCGAACAAUCCAAGACAUAGGGAUAAAAUAAUUAGUAUUGAUCAAUAUGAGACUUUGGCGAACUUGGAUCCUGUACCAUUAACAACUGCCCGUUUCAAACGAAUCUCAGCAGCUACGGCUCACGCAUUAACAAAAGAUGACGACGAAGAGUUGGAUAAUUUUAAUAACGAUGGCGACGGCGAUGACGGCACUGAUGUAUAUAAUACCAUACCGUAUGAUGAUGGUGAUGAAGAGAUUGAUGCUUCAGACAAGACAUUGGAAACGCCAGUUACUAUUCCACGAUCGAUCUCUGAUCUUCUUAAACCUGCGGCCGACAUAAUUUCGAACGAUGAUUGUUCACCAACUCCUGUCACAACUACAGAAUCAGUGACAACCAAGUCAAGUAGUUCAUCUUCUACUGAACUAGCCGACAAUAGCAUCGAAGAUUGUAUCAAUGAAGCUGCCGCAAAUGAUUAUUCCACAAAAGAAAACGCUCUAGAUGAGAAAACAUCUCCAUCCGUGAAUGACAAAAUAGUAGCUGCGAUGAAUGAUGAAUUAAUAGCACUCAAACAAAAAAAUAACCAACUAGAACAGCAAAUUGAACAACAACAAAAUCAAGUACAGCGUAUGCUUGAGUCGAGCAGUGUUCAAUCAGCGAACUACGAACACGAGUUAGCUAGUCUAUUCGAAUGCUUAGAACGUAUGAAAGCAGAACAGGAUGAAAAUAAACGCAAACAAGAGAGACUCCAGAAACUGUCGAAUAGUAUCAAAUCAGCUGAAUAUAAAAACAUUCAAGAAGAAGUCAUACACGAUUUCUUUACACCAAAACAACACCUUAUUUUGAAAAAGCUGAGAGAAGCAGUUCUGCUUCUGGACCCAUCAUUUGCCGAUCGAAUUCCAAAACUACUCUUUCACAAACAAGAUGGACAAUACAUCGUUGUUAUCACCGGUUUCCCUAAACAUCACGAUGAAUUCAAAGCCGUACUUCGACGUAUAUGGACGUUAUUAAAUGUAGCUAAAUCCGCCAAAGAAUUUUAUCAGCGUCAACUGAAUCGGACGAUGAAAACCAUGAUGCAAGAUGUUUUGAGCAAAGUGAAGACUCGUGCACAGGCGUGGCACGAAUACAAGCAAUUGUUCGGCGAAUUCUUACGCGAGAAAACAGUUGAAUACAAGAAGCAAUUCGAUGAACAUCUUCGAAAAAUAUUAUUAUCACUACAGGACUCAUGUAUUCAAGAUACCUUAUUGGAGCCGUGGAAAGAUAUACAAAGGGAAACAAAUGAUUUCAUGAAGAAUAUGGCGAUUAUGAGUGAAAUUGAAGGAUUGAAACAGAAAGCAUUAGACGAAUUUAUAAAACAAAAUAUAAGUAUGCAACGUUUGAAGCUUGAUUCCGAGCCAACCGUAAAAUCAGCACGAGUCGUGGAGAAUUUCAUUCAAAAAGUUCGAAAUGAGCUGCGAACAGAAAAGAAAUAUCACGGAUGUACAGUCCAAGAAUUUUUCUUAAUACCGAAACUAUUAGAACGAUUGAUGUUGUAUCAUUCAUGUUUCAAAUUACAAUUACCGUUGUACGAAUCAUCGGAGACAC
Molecule: messenger RNA, 3607 nt
Organism: Adineta ricciae
Lineage: Eukaryota; Metazoa; Rotifera; Eurotatoria; Adinetida; Adinetidae
Source: the annotation of a GenBank genome assembly